AUAGAAGUUUUAGUGUAUAUGCUGAGAUUCGGAAACUUUAAUUUCUGUUUUGUUAUUAAAGUAUUAAGCUCUCACUGGCUAUAUAUAAUCGAGCCUCUUCUUUCGCUUUUUUUUUUCUCGUUUGUUUGUGUGUAGAAUACUUGCGUUUUUCCUACCAAAUUGUGUGACGCCAUGAAAGUGUUAAGAGCUUUUCCAGCAUCAAGGUUCGUUUAGUGCAUAAACUAUGUUUAGUUUUGCUUAAUGACGUUUAGUUAUGUUCGCUUAAAGAUAUUAAUUUGGUCCUAAUAUGAGAAAACAGUCAAAGUGGAAUCAUUCUCAAGUUUUUUUUUUUUUUUAUGUUUGAUAUUCCACUUGUAGAUUUUGACUUGGUAAAACUCUAACAUGUAUCAUUCAUGUAAGAUUUGUUGCUAAAUCUUGUGUCCCACUUCCUCUUUGUAAACUAGUUUUCUAUUUUAUGUCAUGGACGGCCAAAAUAUAUUGUAUUCGAAUGGACAAAGUCAGGUAAGGACUUGAUCCAAUGUAAAUGUAAACUAUAAAGUCAUGUCUUAGUAUCUAGAGAUGAUUCUAUUACAAAUAUAUUCAAAUCUUAUUUCUUAACAACAUCAUAUCUCUUGAGAAAAAAUGUAUUUGUAUGUUGGAGAUAUGAUUUAAAGCAUCAGCGUAAAAACUUGAUGUGCUUUUAGCUUUGGCAGGUUCUUGAUAAAAAUUGUAAUAAAAAUGGGUACAUGUAUGUCAACUCAUUCAAGAAGAAUUAGGCCACGAAGGAAAGGUCGUCGGAGAUUUCCAAAACACAUUUCUAGAGUGUCUGAUAUUAUUUCUCAUCCAAAUAUUAGACGACUAAGUGAUGUUGGAAUCCAAACCUCUUUUGAUAUUUCUCAAAACGAUGCGUGGUUUGAUUCUUCAAGUCUUUUCUCUGACUCUGAUGACGACUUUAUUAGCCUACAUGAAGCUGAUAAUGUUUGGUUAGAGGGUGGUGUAAUGGGUAAUAUUCCAAAUGGUCAGGUGGUUCAGUUUGAGACUUCUUCAUGCAUUGUUGAUGGAAAUGGAAAUUAUGAAGAAUACCAUGAGAGUUACUUGAAAAUUGAUGGCGGCAAUAAAAUCGAGAAGUUUAUGAGCAACGGUUUAUACAAAGAUACUAAUAGUUUGUCUAUUAUCACUGGAAACAACAAGAAUAAACAAUUGGACCAUACUUAUAGAAGCUUUAAAGUAUUGAAAGAAAUAGACCCUAACCCUCAAGAAAAAACAUUAAAAUCCAAUUUGAGCCGGUUGAUGCCAACCGUUAGUUUCAACGACAAGACUCUAAACUCCCCCACAUCUCAAAAGCGGAAGUCAGCGGUUUAUCAGACUUCUUUCAAGAGGAGAUCAUGUGAUGGUGAAGAAGUUACCGAGCAUAGGUCGUCCAAAAGAUUGUUGUACCGUCCCAAAGCCGGAUACACCAUUCCGUGCUAUGCCAAUGAGAAGCAGCAAUCAUCAGGAAGUUGGUGUGAGAUACCUCCUUCAAACUUGAAAUUACGUGGCGAAACUUAUUUCAAAGAUAAACGAAAAUAUCCGGCUCCAAACCAAUGUCCAUACACUCCAAUUGGUGUUGACUUGUUUGUGUGUCCAAAAAAGAUUGAUCAUAUAGCCCAACACAUUGAACUUCCCAACAUCAAAGCCGAGGUGAAGUUCCCUGCUCUUUUGAUUGUCAACAUCCAGUUGCCAACUUAUCCAGCCGCAAUGUUUCUCGGUGAUAGUAAUGGAGAAGGCAUGAGCAUUGUACUUUAUUUUAAAUUAAGAGAAAAUUUCGAAAAAGAAAUCUCUCAACAAUACCAAGACAGCAUCAAGAAACUAGUGGAGGAUGAGAUGGAAAAAGUGAAAGGGUUUGCAAAAGACAACAUUGUUCCAUUUCGUGAACGGCUUAAAAUCGUAGCCGGAUUAGUUAACCCAGAGGAACUCAGCCUUAGUUCUACUGAAAGGAAGCUUAUACAAGCUUACAAUGAAAAACCCGUGCUUUCUCGCCCUCAACACAACUUCUUCAAGGGUCCUAACUACUUUGAGAUUGAUUUGGACGUGCAUCGGUUUAGCUACCUCUCAAGAAAAGGGCUUGAAGCAUUCAGAGAUCGACUUAAAAAUGGAACUCUUGAUCUCGGCUUAACUAUCCAAGCUCAAAAACAAGAGGAGUUACCAGAAAAGGUCUUAUGUUGUCUAAGAUUAAGCAAGAUUGACUUUGUUGACAACGGUCAAAUUCCGACACUUUUAAUUCCUGAAGAAGGAGAAUCUCUUGUUUGAAAACUCCCUUUGUGAUCUUCAAUAUUGGAUAAAGAAAUAACAAGAAAAAUCUGAAUUUUGUUUUGCCGAAUUUGUUGUGUAUUGUUUGCCAAUGUUGUAAUAAUGAUAUAUGUUCUUUCCGUUUAUAAUCAUGGAUUAGAACACCUUAAAGUCAUCUUCUUGAGUUUGUCCUUUGUUGCAACUUGUAGUCUUGUACACUCUCUUUUUAAUUCAGUUCUAUUCUUGCGUUUAUGUGUUGUAAACUUCCAAGUCUCUUUUGUAAUCUUAACUCAAGAAAAUAAUAUAAAACUUGUAGCUAACAAUUAUAUUUGAGGUCUAUUUUUAACGAGAUGUGUAUAAGGGUCAAAAAGGCAAGAAUAAAACUACCAGGGUAAUCCAAAAAAAUGAUAAAGUGUUGAUAAGGAUGUGUAUAUUAUUAGAGUCCAACAUUGGAAAUCGGCGAAAUUCUUUGGGCAAUAU
This is a messenger RNA of Arabidopsis lyrata subsp. lyrata, 2727 nucleotides long. RefSeq lists its product as uncharacterized. The record is from RefSeq and is a predicted model, not a curated record. NCBI's taxonomy places the organism in Eukaryota, Viridiplantae, Streptophyta, Magnoliopsida, Brassicales, Brassicaceae. The coding region runs from base 718 to 2268 and encodes 516 amino acids. The transcript is spliced from 9 exons.